AUGGCAAACCACGAAGAGGAACAUCACUACCAUCCUCAGGAUGCUAUCUCAGCAGCUAUCAAGACCACCAUGAUGACUGGUGGUAUUGGUCUCUUUGCCUCCGCGGUCCAGAACACCUUGACCAGACAGAACAUUGGCCCGCUGGGUAUCUUUAUGCGCAGCGGCGGCACCAUCACGGCCCUUGCUGCAAUGGGUGGUACCUACGAAUUCGCCAAGAUCGCAUCGGCCAACCUGCGUGAGAAGGAGGACCCUUGGAACACCGCGAUUGGUGGUUUCUUCUCUGGCUCGAUUCUGGGCCUGCGAGCUCGUUCGCUUCCUGCCGCCCUUGGCUACGGAGUCGCGCUUUCAGCCGGCAUGUUCGCAUUCGAUUUCACCGGUGGCUCGCUGUUUGGCACCAGCAAAGAUAAAGAUGUGGAUGAGUUUGACCGCCGCACAAAGCUACGCAAGGCUUUCCAGUCCCCCGGCGAAGAAACUGUGGCUGAGCUCGGCGAGGGUCGUGGAAUCUACGGACCCAAUUACGAGGAGCGCCGUGCAGAGCGGAUCAAGGAGGCGUAUGGUAUCGAGGUCCCCAGAUCCCCCGUCCCCGCAUCAUAA
Penicillium oxalicum is the source of this 594-nucleotide messenger RNA. RefSeq names its product Tim17/Tim22/Tim23/Pmp24 family protein. The record is from RefSeq and is a predicted model, not a curated record. Gene Ontology annotation, biological process: mitochondrial respiratory chain complex I assembly. Bases 1 to 594 code for a protein of 197 amino acids. The transcript has 4 exons. Lineage: Eukaryota; Fungi; Ascomycota; Eurotiomycetes; Eurotiales; Aspergillaceae.